AUGGAAGCCAUAUUGCAUUUCAUGAUCCUGCAAAACUUGUAUAUCUUGAAAGUUGUGAUCUCAUUAGCUUUAGUCAAUUUACAGGUUGUUUCUGAUGAGAUAUCAGUGUUCUGGGUGAUGUUUUCUGAUGCUCUUAGAGCAAGUAGAUCCUUUUAUUUGUCAAGGGAGGCCUUGCAUCUUCCAAUUGAAAUAACUGGUCAUGUUUGUCAUUCAGGAAUCUUCCAUACAAUGAGAGAAGUUAAGGUAAAAGGUGUUUCGGAAUUGUGUACUCUUGAUUCUGAUAUUGAAUCGCAAAUCUUACAAUCUGAAUCAGCUAGUGUCAGCCAGAGAUGUUCAUCUCUAAAUGUGCAGUCCACACCUGAAAUAGAAAAGAAGUAUGUCCAUCAUGUAUAUGAUGCUAUCGCACCCCAUUUCAGUUCCACUCGGUUCGCUAAGUGGCCAAAAGUAGCCAACUUUUUAUCUUCCUUACCUGCAGGAUCUCUUGUGCUUGAUGCAGGAUGUGGAAAUGGGAAAUACCUGGGAUUUAAUCCUGAUUGUCUUUCCAUAGGGUGUGACAUAAGUGCUCCUCUUAUCAAAAUUUGUGCAGAUAGAGGGCAUGAAGUUUUGGUUGCAGAUGCUUUAGUUCUACCCUAUAGAACUGGUUUUGGUGAUGCAGCUAUCUCCAUAGCUGUAUUACAUCAUCUGAGUACAGAGAGCAGGAGGAAAAAAGCAAUUGAAGAGUUAGUCCGAGUUGUGAAAAAGGGUGGUCUUGUUCUAAUAACAGUUUGGGCUGUGGAACAAGAAGAUAAAGCAUUGGUUUCUAGAUGGACUCCACUCACUGAAAAGUAUGGAGAAGAGUGGAUAGGACCUGGUAGCCCUCGUGUGCGUAGUCCUUCGUCCCGCACAUUAGAAAGCAUUCCAGAAACAGAGGAUAGAAUUUUGGGAGAUAAUGAGAAAGAUUCCAACCAGAGUUCUGUGCAGACUUUGCAACAAAUGCCCUCUCAAGAUAAAGGCAUUACAAGGGCUUCUGAUGAUAUAAAGGAUACAAACAAUCAACAAGAAUAUUUCGUCCCCUGGCACUUGCCUUAUCAUCGUGCUGAAGUAAAUGGGGCUUCAGCUUGUGCUGUUGCUAAUGGCCUUGCAAAGAAGGAUGAUAAGAAGGGAGCAGUAGUGUACAACAGAUAUUACCAUGUUUUUAGUGAAGGCGAGCUUGAAAGGCUGGUAUCUGGUAUGGAUGAUGCUGUAAUUGUUGAUCGAUUUUUUGACAAAUCCAACUGGUGUAUUGUCCUUGAGAAAACAUUAUGAAAAUGCAAAUGCAGCGGCUUUAAGUUUACCAUAGUGUGCAGCAUGGAACAGCAAGGUAAGGG
Molecule: messenger RNA, 1346 nt
Organism: Fragaria vesca subsp. vesca
Lineage: Eukaryota; Viridiplantae; Streptophyta; Magnoliopsida; Rosales; Rosaceae
Product: alkylated DNA repair protein alkB homolog 8-like
Exons: 2
Coding region: 1-1284 (427 amino acids)
Biological process (GO): tRNA wobble uridine modification
Cellular component (GO): cytoplasm; nucleus
Molecular function (GO): S-adenosylmethionine-dependent methyltransferase activity; tRNA binding
Source: RefSeq, a predicted model, not a curated record